Musa acuminata subsp. malaccensis (wild Malaysian banana) is the source of this 3010-nucleotide messenger RNA. RefSeq names its product leucine-rich repeat receptor protein kinase HPCA1. Gene Ontology annotation, molecular function: protein binding; protein kinase activity; ATP binding. The record is from RefSeq and is a predicted model, not a curated record. Gene Ontology annotation, biological process: protein phosphorylation. NCBI's taxonomy places the organism in Eukaryota, Viridiplantae, Streptophyta, Magnoliopsida, Zingiberales, Musaceae.
UUCAUUGCAUUGUUUAUAUAGGUCAUCUCCUUUCCUCCUCGCCCAUCAAACUGAAGGAAGAGCAAAGAUCAUCAUCUCCUUAAUCCUCAACUAAUAAGCUUCAGAAGAAGUCAUCUCCUGUGUUAACCAUGCUGCUGAUGAAGGGGUUCCUUCUUCUGUUCAUCAUCAUUGCUGGUCUUCAUCAAGGCUCAAGUAAAACAGAUCCAGCAGAUGUGUCUGCUCUCAAGUCUCUAUCUAGCCAAUGGAAGAACACACCUCCCAGCUGGAGGAAUGCCGGCGACCCCUGCGGUGAAUCUGGCGAGCCAUGGGAAGGAGUAAACUGCAGCAAUUCGCGGGUGAUGGAAAUAAAGCUAUUCACCAUGGGGCUUGAAGGUACUUUAAGCAGUGAAAUAGGGAACCUCGCCAAUCUGGAAGUUCUGGAUCUCUCCCACAACCAAAAUCUUCGUGGUACUAUUCCAUCAAGCAUUGGGAUGUUGAAGCAGCUCCAUACCUUGAGGUUACUCGAUUGUGGAUUCAAUGGUACCAUCCCAAAUGAGAUAGGCAAUCUUUCGUCGCUCAAAAUCUUAGCUCUGAAUUCAAACCAGUUCAGUGGCAGAAUUCCUGCUUCUCUUGGUAGCCUCUCCAACCUUGACUAUCUGGAUCUGGCAGACAAUCAACUAACUGGAACUCUCCCAACUUCAGCAAGUGAGGGAUCGGGAUUAGAUCAGCUCGUCAACACUCAACACUUCCAUUUGAACAAGAAUCAUUUAUCAGACUCGAUCCCAAGCAAUCUGUUCAGCUCCAAUACGAAGGCCAUACAUAUACUCCUUGACAACAACAAUCUCAUUGGGGGAAUUCCAGAGUCGAUAGGACUUGUUCAAUCACUAAAAGUCCUUCGUCUGGACAAUAAUUCUCUAAGUGGAUCAGUUCCAUCAAGCAUCAACAACCUUACGAACCUUGAUGUACUAAACUUAGCAAACAACAAACUAAGUGGACCGAUGCCAAAUCUGACAGGAAUGCAUGUACUCAACUAUCUGGACUUGAGCAACAAUUCCUUUGAUCCUUCAGAAGCUCCAAACUGGUUCUCGGAUUUACAUAAUCUCACAACACUAAUCAUAGAGUCUGGAGGAUUGCAUGGGGAAGUGCCACAAGAUCUGCUUAGCCUGUCUAAGCUGCAGGAAGUGAGGCUCAGCAAUAAUGCAUUCAGUGGUACCCUCAAUAUGAGCAGCAACAUCACUCAGGGACUAAAGAUCCUGAAUUUUCAGAAUAAUCUUCUUACCUCGGUCACCCUCUCUUCCUACUACAAUGAUACUCUAAUACUCGAGGGGAAUCCAGUUUGCAGCAAUGUUCAGCUAAAACACACACAAUACUGCCAAGGUCAGGUGCAAGACGCACAAUCCAAUGCCUCCAACAGUGUCCCCUGCCUGCAGCCAUACGAAGGGCCAAUCAUUUGCAGAGCACCUUUCUUUGGCUACAUAAGCGAUAAUAAUCUUGAAGCUCUGAAGAAGAGGGUUACAGAAAAACUUGAAGGGACUCCAGUUACAUUCGUUAUUCGCGAUUCCAACUUCGAUGACAAUGCUUAUCUCCGAGUGCAGCUUGACUUAUGCCAUCCAACUGCAGAGUCCUUCACCAGGCAGGACAUAUUGCUCUGGUUAGAUCUAAAUACCCAAAGCCUCUUGAUUCCAGAAAAGUAUGGACCAUGCUAUUUCAAUCCUAACCGAUACGAAUUCAGAAACGGAGAGACACGAGGAUGGAUCGUUGGAGUAGCAGUUGGAAGUGCUGCUGCGGUGUUCAUCAUUGCUGGGCUUGGAACCUACGCACUGUGGCAGAAGAAACGAGCUAAACGAGCCUUGUACCGAAGCAAUCCUUUCGCAUCCUGGGGAUCAAGUGUCAAGGAAGCUGGCAGUGCGCCGCAGCCGAAGGGAGUGAGAUGCUUCUCCUUCGACGAGCUAAGGAAUUGCACGGAUGGAUUCUCGAAAGCCAACGAAAUCGGAUCAGGGGGAUACGGCAAGGUCUACAGAGGACUGCUUCCGGACGGGCAGAUGGUUGCCAUCAAGAGGUCGACGAAGGGCUCCACGCAAGGAGGAGAAGAGUUCAAGACGGAGAUCGAGCUGCUCUCCAGGGUGCAUCACAGGAACCUGGUGGACCUCGUCGGCUUCUGCUUCGACAAGGGGGAGCGGAUGCUGGUCUACGAGUACAUCACCAAUGGGACCUUGAGGGACUGCCUCUCAGGGAGGAGGAGUGUGGCGUUGGACUGGAGGAGGAGAGUGAAGAUCGCGUUGGAUUCAGCGAGAGGGUUGGCUUAUCUCCAUGAACACGCCAAUCCGCCCAUAAUCCAUAGGGAUGUGAAGGCCACCAACAUCCUUUUGGAUGAUCACUUGACGGCUAAAGUAUCAGAUUUUGGCCUCUCCACCUUCGUUUUGGACAGCGAAGAAGGCCAUUUCUCGCUCGAUGUCAAGGGCACACCGGGCUAUCUUGAUCCCGAGUACUUCAUGACCCAACAAUUCACUGCAAAGAGCGACGUGUACAGUCUUGGAGUCGUAAUGCUGGAGCUGAUAACUGCGAUGCCACCGAUAGCGAAGGGCAAAUACAUCGUUCGGGAAGCGAAGAUAGCAGUCGACGAGGACGAUAACGAAUACUACGGCCUGAAGAACAUGAUCGACCCAUCGUUACUGAACACAAGAAACCUUGAUGGAUUCCGAAGGUUCACAGAGUUGGCUUUGCAGUGCCUCGAUGAGUCGUCCGUCCAUCGCCCGACGAUGAACGACAUCGUGAAGGAAAUUGAGAUCAUGUUGGGGAAAGACGAGCCGAACACUGACUCAACCUCAAUUUCUGUGCAUCCUCAUGAUGAGAUUCUCGUGAGCACGGAUGUGAGCGGCGAGCACAUGUUUUCCAGUCGAAGUAGCCAAUACUUGCUCUCUUAAUUAUGGUUUUUGGAUGUUUAAGAGACCAGUGGUUGUAAAUGGUAGGGACGUUAACAAACUCUUCUUGUGAUUUAUAUUAUAAUGUCAUUAUAUACGUUAAUAUUCUA